UGUUCUUUGAAAAAAAAAAGUCGAACCUAAACCUGUCUGACAAAUUCAUGGUCGACGGCUCCUGAUCUCCAGCACCAAAAACCUAGUCCACGUUUACGAAAGACAGCAAAAGCACACUCAAAAAGAACCAGACGAUCCCAUGGACGAAACUCUUGAAGAGACGGAACAUGAACGCAUUGAACGGAUAACAGCAGAAGCGGUGGCAUCCAUAAAGUCCUUUACAGAGUCACAAGAUGGCAGCAAAGAAAAUGACAAUCAAACACCUUCCUCCACGACAGCAGCAACAGCAACUGCCUCCACCAGUACCACCACCAGCACGAGUACGCCCGCUGUUUCUGUUGCAUUCUCUGAACCCACACAGCAGCAGCACUCGCCGCUAACAACAACUAGUGCCGCGGCUGUCGCUGCUGCCACGGCAGCAGCCAACAGUAUAUCCACGCAUGACCUUGCGAAUCUUAACAUGACUCCCGCACAACUUCAGCAAGUUACUGCCGCACAAGCACAAGCGCUUGCUCAAACAGCAGCAGCGGCUAUGGCAGCAACGUCUACAGCCAGUUCUUCAGCAACACCUACUACAGCGGCUAUCAGUGCCGAAACAACUAAUAACAAUGGCCAGCAGCACCUUUUUGCGCUUAAUACCAGCUCAACACCCAUUGCGUCACACAGCACACCAGCCAACGGAGGAAGCAGCGACGCGCAGCCGAUGACUGGUGUGGUAUUGAAUGAUGGAAACUCGAUACCCUCAGUUUCACAACUUACAGCAGAAAUGCUCAAACGGGAGCUUAUCAAUCAAAAGGUCCGGUCAAUGACGGUGGAUAUGAGGAAGGAAGAGGGUUGCAGCAGGAAAAGUUAGUGUGUGCAUGAAAAAGCUGAAGGUACGAUCAUAUAGGUCCGUGCAGAUAAUCGAGAGCGCAAAAAGAGAUGGCGAGCCUUGAAUGAGGAGCGUAAUAA
Messenger RNA from Zychaea mexicana, 951 nucleotides. RefSeq lists its product as uncharacterized. Lineage: Eukaryota; Fungi; Mucoromycota; Mucoromycetes; Mucorales; Lichtheimiaceae. The coding region runs from base 140 to 853 and encodes 237 amino acids. The record is from RefSeq and is a predicted model, not a curated record. The transcript is spliced from 3 exons.